AUGCUGGAAACACUGGGAAUGCUGAUCGAGAUGGUGACCAGAUGGCUGACGGAGAACCCAUUCACUUUUGGCAUUGUACUCAUGGUUGGCCUCUCGGUCUUUUCUUUAGGAUUGACCGUCUACAACUUAAAAUUCCACCCUCUGGCCAAGAUCCCAGGCCCGUUCCUGGCGAAGAUCACAAACUUGCACUCGCUCUACCAUGCAUGGAAGGGCGACAGGCAUCUGGAGUUCUGGAGAUGCCAUGAGAAAUACGGCCCCGUUUUCCGAUUUGGUCCCAACGGCGUCUCCUUCAAUACCAACUCGGCAUUGAAAACAAUCUACGACAGGAAUCACAACAUUCAGAAGUCGCAAUUCUAUUCCGUGUUUCCGCCUACGAAGGACACGUUCAAUACCCAUAGCUCGAUUGACAAGAAAACACAUUCUGAGAAACGCCAUGUCCUUAGCCAGGCCUUCUCAGACAAAGCCUUGAGGGAUAUGGAAAAGUACGUCUUGGCCAACGUGCGGAACUUCUGCUCAAAACUAGGGGCCAAGCCUCCAGCGACUGAGGAGCCCGGCGAGGAAUCAGGAUGGAGCGUUGUGCACAAUAUUGCGGAUUGGUGCAAUUACCUUACCUUCGAUAUCAUGGGUGACUUGUGCUUCGCAAAGGCGUUUGGUAUGCUUGAGCAUGAGGAGAAUCGACAGGUGAUUGAUCUCAUGGGAAGUGCAGCCCGUAUGCAUUUGAUUCUGGGGACUAGCCCGAUUAUCAAGAAGCUUGGUCUCGACAAGAUUCUCUUCCGCAAGAUCCACAAGAUGAGAAUGGCGUAUAUGGCGUACAGCAAAGCCCAGUCCGUAGAGCGCACCAAACUUGCAAGGGUGGCAGACCGCAGAGACUUCUUCCACUACCUCCUUGAAGCCCGCCACAGAAACAGCGGCCAAGGAUUCACCGAUACUGAGCUCUGGGGCGAAAGCAACCUGCUCAUCAUCGCAGGGUCGGAUACCACGUCGACUGCCCUCGCAUCUGCCUUCUUCUACCUUGUCCACAAUCCUAUCGCUCUCGAAAAGCUUACGAAAGAAGUGCGGAGUUCGUUCAGAAACGUGGAGGAGAUCACCAUGCGUGAUGAUCUGAGCCCCAUAUCCUACCUCCGUGCCGUUCUCGAUGAGGCAAUGCGUCUUUCGCCGCCCGUCGGUGGAAUCCUUCCCCGUGAAGUCUGUAACGGCGGCAUUGAGAUCGAUGGUAUAUACAUCCCAAAUGGCACUGAUGUGGGAGUACCGCAUUACGCCAUCCAUCACAGCGAACGGUAUUUCCCUUCGCCGUUCGAGUUCAGGCCCGAGCGCUGGAUCCCCGGAGCACAGUUGUCAGAUUCAGCAGGGUCGUCAGAGUCGACAACAAUCAGCGUCAGUCAUGCGAGAUCUGCGCUGUGCACAUUCAGCCGUGGCCCCCGAGGAUGUAUCGGCAAAAAGCUCGCGUAUAUGGAGUUGGAGGUUGCUCUAGCCCGGACGGUAUUCAUGUACGACAUGAGACUGGCGGAAGGACCCCCGGCUGGCGAGCGUAAUGAGGCUCUCGGCUUGGGACAGGAGACGAAGCUGGAGUACCAGCUCCAGGAUUGCUUCACCAGCAAGAAGAAUGGGCCGAUGAUGCAGUUCCGCCUCAAGGACUGCUGGGCGAAGGAAUGCGAGGACCCCAAAUGCUGGGAAAAGCGAUGCCGGGACAAGAAGUGCUCGGAGAGCUGUCUCGCGUCCAGGUUUGCCCACCACGGCCACUGCGACGUCCCGGAGCCGGGGGACUAUACACCGUACUGCAUCUGCCGGAGCACGAUCCGGGGCGGGAAGAGAAACCGGUGUGCGAAAAUUGAUUGUCCUACCAAGUGGUUUCACUUGGAGUGCGUCGGUCUCGCCCGCGUCGAUCGCUCAUGGUGUUGUCAACAUUGCCGUGGGGAGACAAACGGAGAGCCGAGCGUGAGGACAUACCUAUGA
Messenger RNA from Drepanopeziza brunnea f. sp. 'multigermtubi' MB_m1, 1953 nucleotides. RefSeq lists its product as uncharacterized. NCBI's taxonomy places the organism in Eukaryota, Fungi, Ascomycota, Leotiomycetes, Helotiales, Drepanopezizaceae. Gene Ontology annotation, molecular function: heme binding; monooxygenase activity; iron ion binding. The record is from RefSeq and is a predicted model, not a curated record.